AAAAAUUUUCAUAAUUGGUAAAACAAAUUGAUAAUAGCAGAUUGAUGCAUCACAGGUGAUACGUUUAUUAGUAAUUAUGGGAGGAGUAAAAAAGAAGUUGCUGCAAAAAACACUGCGCACGCGAGUAAUGAAUACCGGCCUAGUCGAGUAGAAAACGGUAGAGGUAGGCGAGAAACCAGCGCUUGCGCGAUUCUGGUGUAGCAUGGAAAUCAGCUCAUUACACGCGAAAUAGCUCGAAGAAGCACGUCGCUUAGCUCCGAAGAUAUAAUUUGACAGUCUGUUCUAUUCGUACAUACAUGAAGAUGUAUUAGACUUUCAUGCAUAUCAUUAAAAAAAAUCUGAAAAAACCACCCCUGUAUUGAAGAACAAAGCUCAAAAAACGUCCUUGCGAAUUCGGAGCACAUUUGCUCAGCCAUCUAGCUUUACACGAGAGGCUUUUUCGAGCAACCGGAAUACAAGUAAAACAAAAUAAGCUGUUAAACAAUAAGGAAUAAGAAAAUAAAAAUAAAAAAAUCGCAAAGGGGUAGUUUUCCAGACUGUAACUGUCAGCAAAUUCCGAACCGUUUAACUGUGAUUGAAUAAAAUCAUGUGGUGCAUUCGGUUUUGAGAAAACAAGUGAAUUUAUGAAAAGUAAAAACCUACCGCAACCGGAAAUAUCAUAAAAAAAUGACCGAAGGACUCUGCAGCACUGUGGAGAAACAGCCGUCUAUGAGAAAUAAACCACGCAGGUUGACACGGAGGGAAAAAUGGCCUUUGCACGUGGGUCUUUUUCUACUUUACGUUUUGGUACAGACUACGACAUCGGUUUAUACAUCAACAACUACAGCGGAUGAUUUAGAUCAGCCUGUUUCCGUCCUAUCGCAGAUCAGUAAAGACCAUGAAACAGCGCGUUUGGAGAACAGGAAGACUCCGGAUGACGGUAAUAAAGUCGGUACUCCAAGCUCCGUCACGAAAGAGUCAUUAUUACAAAUGCAAAAACCGACAAUCGAGAGCCUAAAGGAAAAUAAACAGCGUGAAGAACCCAGUGCCCAAUCUAAGGGGGAAGCAAAUAAUCUGCAGAAUCGAAAACCGAAUACUACGGGGAUGCCCGUUCGAGUUACAACAGAAUCAGAAGAUAUACGACCAACUUAUAGACCACGCAGACCUAACUGUUCUGCUCCAGCUAUUGAACAAUUUCCCAGACCGCUGAUGGGGCCAGAGGCACGGAAGCAUGGUGGCCUGAUAAUUCAUGUGCUUGUCGCUAUCUACACUUUCCUUGGAUUAGCCAUUGUCUGCGAUGACUAUUUCGUCUCUAGUUUGGACAGGAUUUGUGAAGAACUAAGACUCUCCCCGGAUGUUGCUGGGGCCACCUUUAUGGCAGCAGGCUCUUCCGCUCCGGAAUUGGCAACUGUCGUUAUAGGAGUUUUCUUUGCAAAAGAUGAUAUUGGGGUAAGCGGAGUGAUAGGGAGUGCAGUUUUCAACAUAAUGUUUGUGAUAUCGGUUUGUGGCCUAUGUUCUGGAACAGUCUCAAAAUUAAAUUGGUGGCCACUCUGCAGAGACUGCUUCUUCUAUGCAAUUUCCAUUCUUGUUAUGCUUGGUACUAUUUACAACGAAUCGAUAUCUUGGCCUGAGGCGCUGCUCAUGCUGAUAACAUACGCUAUUUAUUGUGUGGUUUUAUCAUUUAACGAGCGCUUGGAACGCUGGGCUAAGUCUCUGAAUCUACCAUACCUGCCAAAAGACAGCGAUCCUGCCGAAGAGAGUGCGUUGGUUAGCUACAGGUCACUUCAGGAGGAAAGACUCUCUUAUACCGGACCUAAUUCACCAGUUACCGAUCAAAUCAAGAGCGAAGGUGCAAAAUAUGAGCAUUGUUUUUUUUCCCCCAUCUUACUCUGUAACAAUAAUUGGAACAGUCUCAAGUCCCUUCAUGUAAGCCGUGAUUCGAUUCUUCCAGGUAACAGUAUGCAGGACGGCUCUAAUCCGCAGGCUACUAAACCAACACCGUGCCCAGCACAGCCCCAGUAUUACAAAGCAAAAGAGGCCGAUCCUAACGAAAUAUCUCCAUUAGUUAUGCCAAUUGAUGGAGGAAGGUGGGGACUUUUUUCCUGGGGCCUGGUGUACCCUAUACACUUUAUGUGUCGACUCAGCAUGCCGGACUGUAGGCAGGAAAAAUGGAAGAGAUGGUACCCCUUCACUUUCUGUGUAUCCAUGAUUUGGAUCAGCUUCUACAGCUAUUUCAUGGUCUGGAUGAUCACCAUAAUUGGGAGUACGUUGGGUAUCCCAGACACGGUGAUGGGUUUGACAUUUGUGGCUGCAGGAGUGAGCGUUCCAGAUGCCUUGUCGUCCUUAGCCGUUAUAAAAGAAGGACUGGGAGACAUGGCUGUAAGUAACGCAGUCGGUAGCAACGUUUUCGACAUUCUGGUUUGCCUUGGACUCCCGUGGUUCAUUCAAACUGCUAUGAUUCAACCAGGUUCACACGUCAAUGUUACGAGCAGAGGUUUAACUUACUCGACGAUAUCGUUGCUAUCAACAGUAGUGUUUUUGGUAGUAGCGACUCAUUUGAACGGCUGGAAAUUGGACCGACGAUACGGGGUGGUCUUGAUGGCUUGGUAUCUGAUUUUCAUCGCGUUCGCAUCCUUGUAUGAACUGAACGUUUUCGGUGAAAUGAAUCCUCCCAUGUGUCCCAGUCUGUUUUAAGCAGUAGAUAAACAGUUGUGGGAUAGAUACCAGUGAAAAUCUACCGAUGCAGCGACAGUGGCAAGAAAAUUAAACUCGCAGUCAUCACGUUCAGUUUGGUAAGAUAUUUUUUUGUUAUAUAUUUAUCUUGUCUAAGUUUCCACGUAAAAAAAUUUGAGCGAAAAAAUUCAACACAGCCACAUAUUGGUGAUGACAAUGACGCUCGGAAAAGGAAUGACCCAGUAUUUUGGCAUCCGAUUGUCUAUCCUCUGGAGAUUAAGAUGUUUGUGAGCUUCCGAUAAUCAAACAUAAAACAAAAAACGAUCUUUUAGAGAUCUGAAAAUAAGAGAUCGUGAGCCGAGCUAAUGGUAUCUGAUACCUGUUAUCUUGAAUCUCUGACAACUUCUUGAUGACACAGAACAACUUGUAUCGGUAUCCUAAAUAUCUUUACCCCGGUAUGAGUAGUUGAAAACAUAUGUCAUAAAAAAAAAAACAAUUGAUUGAUUGUCUAGCUUCUCCCUACUGUGCGUUUUGGGUUAAUAGAACAUUAGCGAUUCAAUAUAAGUUGAAUUAGGGUCAGGAUUCCGUCGUACGCUUACAACGAGAAAUAGUUUAAUUUGAUGGUUGCCAGACGGUGCAAUGUCACAUUAUAGAGCUUCCAAAUAAUGUAUUCCUCAUUCUGUGAUUUCCAGGUUUUAUGACAGUUCAAUCAUAUUUGUAAUUCGAGUUAACAGUUUAUAAUAGUCUCAAGUUUCAAGCCAUUCCACUCUGAUAGCGUCAAUUCGUAUUAAAACUAAUGAAUCCCAAACUGAUUAGGCUGACUAAAUAUUACAUGAUGUUCGUCCAUCUGAGCUACGAGAAUAACUUGAUACACCCUAGGCUAGUUAUAAGAACAUAGACAGAGGGAAUUCGAGGAAACACAAUUUAUAUUCUGCAAAGUAUAUUUGACUCGAUGAUGAAAUGAUGCUUCUCUGAAACGAAUUCGUCUCCUUGAUCAAUCGAGAAGCAGUUUUUUUGUUCUUUAUUUUAUUUUUUAUGAUUAGGCGUAAUAUCAUAGUUUCUAUUUCGAAUUUCCUAAUUACAGACCAAAGAGGAUUUGUCGCAAGUAACUUAAAUCACCGCAUUGCCUUUAUCUGGAUAAAUAUAUAUGAGUAUAGUACCAGGAAAAAAACAUAGUAAUCACACAAAUUGAUCGUUAGAUUCAACAUGACCACUUCUUUAAUAAAUAGAAAAAAAUGCGGAGCAAAAUUAAUUUCGAACAAACAAGAUGAAAGAGUUACUCAAUAGGAAUAAUUUAUUUAGAAGCUCAUUAAUCUGGAUAAAAAUGAAAAAUAGCUAAAAAAGAGAGAAUGGAAUGUAACUGCAAUGCUGGCAGUUCAUUCGAGUUUAUUAUCCAUAAUAAGAUUUUGAUACGGUCGUUACGGGAAUAUUUUUUAUUCCAUGAAGAGCGUAUGGAUUUGAUAAACCUAAAAACAUUCCAGCGUAAACCAUGCGUGUGUAUACGGGAGAAGAAAUAUUGACAAAAAUAACGGGGAUCUGCCGCAUUCGUGUGACAAUACAUUAAUCAGUAUUAUUAUGAUUGUUAAUUAUUAUUAUUGAAACAAACCAUUAGAAGAUAGAAUUAAUGCGUAUGUUAUCGAGAAAUCUUGACACAUAAACUUUUCAAACGAACAAAUGAACAAGAUGUAAGAAGUAAGAAGUUCGCUUAGAUAUGAUGUAUGCAGUUCCGUCAAGUUUAUCAUAUGUAUAUUACAUUGCACAAGACAUCGAAAGCUUCACUUUAAAACAAUAUAAAUUAGUUUAGUUGAAAUUUGUACUAAUAAUCAAAUAACAAAAAAGGAAUUAAAAAAAAAAAAGGAAAAAUUAGUUCAGCGUUGUUUAUAUAUUUAUAUAUUAAUUGUUAGAAUUAUAUUAUAUAUUAUGUAUAAAUGGUCUAAUAAUAAUAGUUGCCAUCGACAGUAGGGGAUAAAGUUGAUUAAGGAAAAAACGGAAGAUGAAUAAACUAAUCUUGGAUAAAAGAUUGAAAAAUGACGGGAGUGAUGGCCCGUUUAGCUCGUGACAAAAAUGAAAUACUUGAUGUAUUUUAUCCCAUCUGACGAUAGUAACGGUUUGUAUAUUUGCAAUCACAUACACAGUAUAAAAUGUCUGUAUAAACGAAAAGAAACAAUGGGGUCGAAAAUAAAACCAAAUAACCAAAUACAUAUAACAAUAUAGGGUAAUGUAAAUGGUGUGUAGCUGUUCGUGUAUAGCGUAGGAAAGGAUGCGACACAUCGAAGUAAAGGCUCCUCGCGACACGAGAGGAAUAUAAAUUGAUUGAAGAAAGACAAUAAUUAACGCAGCCUUAACAUGAUGAAAGUAUCUACUAUCCUGUAUAUUUCUUGUGGUUACUUUUCUUAAUAUUUGUAUAUUAUAUUUAUAUUUAUUGAAAUUAAUUAUACGAGCGUUUGUUCUUACAAAAAAAAUAAUUCAUGAACGACGAUGUAAGCCGCCUGAAGUCUAUUGAAAAACAAACUUCGCGGAUUUCAAGAUGUGCAAAAUGGAUUGGCUGCAUCCUCAAUCGUUUAGAUUGAAAUACGAUAGAAUUAUCGUAGCAUAGAGAUAUUUUUUGUAGAAUUUUCUCAAUUAAAUUGAAUAAUAUUAUUAUAUCUUCUAUUAAACUGACGAUAUAUCACUUGGGAUCGGUUUUGGUAAUCCCUCACACGAUUUUAUUCUGUGUCGCAAUUUGACAUUUCUAUUUUUUCUAUUUUCCACCAGCGAGUUUCAUAUGGUAACAUUCUCUACAUAUUGUAAUCAAUAGCUAUCAUGCAAUUCGGUGUAAAAUCUUACAAGCAUUCAACUCUAAUCUCAAGCAGAAUUUGAAAGUAUGCAGUUCAAUAAUUUUAAUGAAUUUCGCUAAUUGUGAAUAAUGUUGACGGUAAUUAUCUACAGAAUCUUGUAAUUUUCAGACUACAGAUAAUUAAUAAAAUUGAAAACAUUGGAGUUAUGAUAUUUAUGCUACACUUAUUAAAAAUAUACACCGUAUUGAACAAACGCAAUUAAACUCGAUCUAGUUUUGAAAAGACUGAUCGGCAACCGUUAAGACUGACUGUGAGAAAAAAUAAUAAUCCACAAUAAGUAUCGGAGCUACAAACGAUUGUUUUUACAAUGUAACUGAUUUUUUUCUUCUUUGUUUUUGGAAUAAGUGAAUAGAGGUACUUCUGAAAGUGAAACAAUGCGAUGAAGAAGAACCGAGUAAUUCUUUUGAAUAUUUGGUUCAGUCUGAUGAGAACCAAUCAAUGUAAUCAAUCGGAUUCCAUAAUAUGAACUCAGAAUUUGAAGAAAACUUUGUUACAAACUAUUGGCCAGUUUUUGAGGGGUCAUAAUUAUUUGAACUGCAGCACAUACGUACGAAGUGUUGAUAUGUACGAAUAGGACCUGAUAAAAAGUCCUCAGUUAACAAGCAUCUAUAAAAAGUAAACGAGAAUGUCACCAUAAGAACUGCGCGGUAAUUAUUUAUUCAUGUAGCGUGAAAAAAAAAAUAGAUACUAAAUGUUUAAUGUUAUCUAUUAAAGAUAUUAUGUAUGCAUACAAUACAUAGAAUCGAUGGUAGGAAUUUGAGACAAAUUGUAUACAGUACUUCAUCAUUGAACGAGUGGUGGAAGUAAAAUUUCACGUUUCUCUCACGCAUAUGAAUUAUUAGUUAGUUCAACUUUGUUAUUUUUUAACACUCGUUCAAUUGAUCAAGAGCCGCAUGUAAUAUUAACAGCUUUCGGUAGUUUCGAAUUAUCCAGCGAUAAAGAAACCCUUGUAAUGAAAAAAAAAUUAAAAACUUUGUUGUUCUGUUAUCUAUAAACUUUGGAAUCAUAUUGAAAUUGGCAAUGAAUAUAUUUAGUAAUAAACUAGCACAAUUCAAAUAAAUACUUACAAAAAUAUUAAUAAUAAUGAUAAUAAUAAUAAUAAUAAUUGCAACGACAAACGAAAAUAAGAGAUCAUCGCUAAUGUACCUAGUGACGUGAUGAUGAAAUGUAAUGUUAAUUGUUAUAUAAACGUAAAACCUGUGAAAUUAAGCUUGAUAGAUCAUUAUAUAUGUAUUGGGCUGGACACGUACAGACGUGAGUAAUAAUGUAUUCUGAUUGUUUCGUAAGACAAUUAUUUUGAAAUUAUCGAUUAUCGUCCUCUCAAUUGAUCAUGCAUGAGUGCAUCGUUGCACCACAAGGUCAGUUAUGAUUAACAAUUAUUAAAUAUACGUAUAUUUUUUUCCAAACAAUUAUCCUAUUUAGACAAUAUUCUACGAAAUCAAUUAUAGCUAUUAGCAAUUUGGAAUCAAUUGUAAACGUGUCCUUAUAGUGUACAACAAAAGUCAAUAUUUCCCCAUCAAGUGUUGGGGGGAAAAAAAAUCUUUGACGUCACUUCGGUUAUAAUAAUUUCUGUCAUCGAAUUUAUUCCUCCAGAUAUUUUUCAAAAAUCGUUAUUAAAUAUCAUUACUACACGAAUAAUCAAAUACCAAAGUUAUUAGAUACGCCAGAUACUAUACCAUAUGUAUACACAAGAAUAUACAAAUACGUUCAAUUUCUAAACAAAUAAAAAAAAAAUUAAAAGCAAAUUAAAACGACAGUAAUAAUAAUAACAAAUAAAAAUAAUAUUGAUAAUAACAAUAUAUUAGAGAAUUAGUGGGAGAAUCGGAAUAAAUUUUAUAGCUUGUGGUAACAAUUUAAAUCAGGUUUAUUGUAGCGUAAAAGAAAAUUUAGUUUGUCGACAAAUUAAAUUUCAAGAAUCCUAGGCAAUGAAAUAUAACGAUGGUCCAUGAACCUGAUUUUGAUUGUUGGUAUUGUAACAAUAAAUAAUAUAUUUCCCGUUGUUGCAACUCUUAGUCCUAUUACGUCAAUAUAUAAAAGAAAGAAACAAUAUAUAUAUACAUAUAUACUAGGGGAAAGUAGGGAGUAUUGCACCACAUCUAAAUUAAAUCACUUCAUAGGAAGUACAAGACCUCUAAAGCUAAUGUCCCAUGCGGUUCAAUUUACUUGAUGGUGCGAUGUACGCUUUGUUCCCUUAUACUGAGAAUUAUUAUUAUAUAUUAAAAUAAAUAUUUAUUAUAAUUUACGUUCGAUCAAAGAAGAAAAUUAGACAUUAUGUACUCCAUUGUAUUUGAAAUGUUUAAGCGUAAUAAAGCUAUUGCUAAACUCUCA
Molecule: messenger RNA, 7817 nt
Organism: Athalia rosae (coleseed sawfly)
Lineage: Eukaryota; Metazoa; Arthropoda; Insecta; Hymenoptera; Athaliidae
Product: probable sodium/potassium/calcium exchanger CG1090
Exons: 8
Coding region: 667-2673 (668 amino acids)
Biological process (GO): intracellular calcium ion homeostasis; calcium ion transmembrane transport
Cellular component (GO): membrane
Molecular function (GO): calcium, potassium:sodium antiporter activity; calcium channel activity
Source: RefSeq, a predicted model, not a curated record